Molecule: messenger RNA, 2265 nt
Organism: Podarcis raffonei (Aeolian wall lizard)
Lineage: Eukaryota; Metazoa; Chordata; Lepidosauria; Squamata; Lacertidae
Product: vomeronasal type-2 receptor 26-like
Exons: 5
Coding region: 1-2265 (754 amino acids)
Biological process (GO): G protein-coupled receptor signaling pathway
Cellular component (GO): membrane
Molecular function (GO): G protein-coupled receptor activity
Source: RefSeq, a predicted model, not a curated record
AUGACUUCUCAGAUCUCCUACAAUUUCCGUGAACUAUUCUUCAGCGAGCCUCCUUCUCGGGAUAUAUUUGAUGUACCAAAUGUUGUGACAAAGUACUACCAGCAUAUCUUGUCCUUGGUAUUUGCCAUCAACGAGAUCAAUAAGAAUCCAAUGAUCUUGCCCAAUUUCACACUUGGGUUCCACAUCUUUGACAGCUACUAUGAUGCGAGGCUGACGUAUCAUACCACUCUUGAGCUGCUCUUCAAAUCACAGACGUUUGUCUCCAACUACAAAUGUGACACCCAGAAAAAGAUCAUAUCCAUCAUUGGAGGACUUGGCUCUGAUGUCUCUUUCCGUAUGGCAGACAUAUUGAGUCUCUACAAGAUUCCACAGCUCACCUAUGGCUCAGUUAUCCCAGAGGAAAGAGAGAAAACGAGGAUAGCUUCCUUUUACAGCAUGGUCCCAAAUGAAGCCCAUCAGUACAUGGGAAUCAUUAGCUUGCUUAAACAUUUUGGAUGGACAUGGGUUGGGCUGUUUGCUGUGGAUGAUGAUAAUGGAGAACACUUUAUGCAGGCCCUGGAACGGUUGCUUUCUCAGAAUGGGAUGUGCUCAGCCUUCACUCAAAAAAUCCCCAACCAAAACAAUAUGAAUACUAUUAAUGAGAUCAAUGAUAUAGUCUCAGAUAUUUAUCUAGCUUUCACAGAGAGCAAAGCCAAUACAUUUGUCAUUUAUGGUGGAUCCAUGACUAUUCUGUGGCUGAAUACUUAUGUAUUCCUAGGAUUUCCUGGAUAUAAGGAAGAUAGAUCGUUUGGAAAGGUGUGGAUUGUGACUGCCCAGUUUGAAUUUACAUUGACAGGUUUUGAGAGAGGCACUGAUUUUCAGUUAUUUGAAGGUGCUCUUUCUUUCAAAAUCCACUCCAAUGAGAUUCAAGGAUCCCAGCAAUUCCUUCAUACCAUAAGACCAGGCUGGGCACAAGGAGAUGGUUUUUUCAAAGUAUUCUGGGAGCAAGCAUUUGACUGUUUAUUUCCAGAUCCUGAAGAACCACUGGAGGCUGAUGGAAAAUGUACUGGGAAGGAGAAGCUGGAGCGCCUUCCUAGGUUUGCUUUUGAAAUGAGCAUGAGUGGCCACAGCUGCAGUAUCUAUAAUGCUGUCUAUGUCAUAGCACAUGCUCUGGAAGACAUGUACUCAUCUACAUCCAAGGACAUAGCAAUGGCCAGAGGCAAGAGCCUUGAACAUCAAGUUCUCCAGCCAUGGAAGGUGAAGCCUGUUUCUGUGUGUAGCGAUUCUUGUCAUCCCGGUUAUCAGAAAAAAAGGAAAGAAGGAGAGAAAUUUUGCUGUCAUGAUUGUGCAUCAUGUCCGGAAGGGAAGAUUUCAACACAGAGAGAUAUGGAUGACUGUUUCAAAUGCCCCCAAAAGGAAUACCCAAGCAGAGACCAAGAUAAAUGUAUUCCCAAAACUGUAACCUUUCUGUCUCUUGAAGAACCUUUGGGGAUCAGUUUAGCCUCUAUUGCUUUUGCUUUUUCCCUGAUCACAGUUUCAGUGCUAGGGAUUUUUAUUAAGCUGCAAGAUACUCCCAUAGUCAAAGCCAACAACCGGGACCUCACCUACAUUCUCCUGUUCUCUCUCCUGCUCUGCUUCCUCUGUUCUUUACUUUUUCUUGGAAGACCUAACCAAGUGACCUGCUUUCUCCGUCAGCCUGCUUUUGGCAUCGUCUUCUCGGUGGCUGUUUCUUGUGUAUUAGCCAAAACCAUCACAGUGGUUGUUGCCUUUAUGGCCACCAAACCAGGGUCUGGCAUGAGGAAGUGGGUGGGGAAAAGACUGGCCAACUCCAUUGUCCUUUCCUGCUCACUUUUUCAAGCAGGCAUUUGUGUGGUGUGCUUAGCAAUCUCUCCUCCAUUCCCAGAUCUGGAUAUGGAGUCCUUAACUAAACAGAUCAUAGUGGAAUGCAAUGAAGGUUCUGCCAUCAUGUUUUAUCUCGUCCUGGGUUACCUGGGACUUCUAGCCAUCAUCAGCUUCACUGUGGCUUUCAUUGCCAGGACCUUGCCGGAUGCUUUCAAUGAAGCCAAGUUCAUCACCUUCAGCAUGUUGAUUUUUUGCAGUGUUUGGUUUUCCUUUGUUCCAACCUACCUGAGCACCAAGGGGAAAUACAUGGUAGCUGUAGAGAUUUUCUCCAUCAUAGCUUCCAGUCUUGGGUUGCUGGUCUGUAUCUUUUCCCCAAAAUGCUACAUUAUUGUGUUGAGGCCUGAUCUAAACACCAAGGAGCAGCUAACAAGGAGAAAGAAUUAG